GCCACACUAUUCACCAGAGCUGAAGGAAAAAAGGGGAAAAUAAAAACUAACUCGGACGAAGCAACAACAAGCAGAAGUUUCGCCAGCGGAGUGAACUGAGCAGAUUGGAUUGGAAAAACGCAGCACGACCUUAAACAGAUCGGCAUUCAAUAUGUUCGCCAGCAAAUUGUUGCUAUGCUCGGCCCUGCUGAUGCUAAAUGGCGCAGUGCUCUCCCAAACAUUGAUUGGUUUGCCGGGUUUCAAGACUCCUGAAACGACUUCGGAACACCCAUCAACCAACAGCACAACCGCAUCCACCUCAACAACAACGACUUCUACAACUACAGAGAAGCCAAUCACCACCAGUUCAACAUCGACGAUCCCGCCGACCACCCCCACAACCUCCACUGAGCCACCAAAGACGACGACCACACCAGCACCAGCGCCAACCACGACCCAUGCUCCUCAACCUUUUCCGGCGCCCUCCGUGGGCACUUGGAAUGCCUCCUGCAUUAUGCUCCAAAUGGCAGCCCAGCUUAACUUCACCUACGAGGAUAAGAAUGGAAACCUUACCCACGGUCUUUACAACAUCCCCAGCAACGCCACAGUUGAAGACAAAGAGUGCGACAGACCGACCAUCCAGAAUGUUCAUCUGAUUUGGGGACCCAAUACUUCCAAGCAAUCGCUGCUGAUGUAUUUCGACAAGAAGAACGACACCACUGUGCUCUCCUCCAUUCAAAUCCAUCUGACCUUGCUUGCUGAGGACUUCCCCGAUGCCAAGGAAAAUCAAACGCUUCAGCUAAUUCAUAGGAGCGAUGGAGAGUUCAAGACUCCCGAAAAGAUGUCAUACCAUUGCACACGAGUUCAGAAGUUGAAUCUGACCGAGACCAUCGAUGCUAAGGAAUUGAUUGGAUGGAUCAGCGUCAGUCAAGUCCAGGUGGAGGCGUUCCGGGCCACCAACGCCACUGGAUUCUCAACCGUGCACGACUGCGAUAGCUCUGAGACGUCUGACGUAGUGCCCAUUGCCGUUGGAAUUGCCCUGGCUGCACUUAUUCUGGUCGUUCUAAUCUCUUAUCUGUGUGCUAGGCGUCGCUCCACCUCCCGUGGCUACAUGAGCUUCUAAGAGAAGGGCAUCAGCUUAUUUUGGGGCAGGUUAGGAAUGGAAUUGAAGGAGAACGGAAGGCAAAUCGUUAGAGAGAAAAUUAAGAUUGAUUUUGAUAAUUGGAAGCUGUCUGUGAAUAUGAGAAACGAUCCAUUUUGUUUUGUUCCUUUUGAUUUGUAGAAGUUGAAGUGGUUUGUUUUGUCUAGGAACGAGAGAAAGAGGGAAAUAGAAAAUCAGCAAGCAUAAUGUUGGGUAAAGAAUAUCAAAAAGUACGAUCUAUAAUGCUGUUAAUGUGUCUGUAACUGUCAAAACUUUGUAUUGUGAAAUGAAAUUAUUUUUGAUUUGUCGAUUUGACCGAAUUUUCUUGAUAAGAACAGAACACUAAAUUUUAAAAUUGCAAUAGAAGCACAUAUUUUACUCCAUAAACCAAUCACUUAAAUUUUACUAGCGUGUCAUUCAAAUAAGGUGAAAUCGAGCGAGGACAAGGUUAUGAUGGUGGUUACGUACUAUACGCCAUUUGACGAUACCAAGGCGAUAAUUUUCAAUCCAAGCUGUCGAAAUUUUAAAUUUUCAAAUCUUAUAAUAUCAGAACACAAAAAUGUAUGUAUUACUGGCCUUGAGAGCGUAAUAAAGAUAAAAAUAUUCAAAACCAAACUAAA
This is a messenger RNA of Drosophila subpulchrella, 1740 nucleotides long. It is a transcript of the gene Lamp1, whose product is annotated as lysosome-associated membrane glycoprotein 1. Gene Ontology annotation, cellular component: membrane. The transcript is spliced from 4 exons. The coding region runs from base 152 to 1102 and encodes 316 amino acids. Lineage: Eukaryota; Metazoa; Arthropoda; Insecta; Diptera; Drosophilidae. The record is from RefSeq and is a predicted model, not a curated record.